Molecule: messenger RNA, 2624 nt
Organism: Sinocyclocheilus grahami
Lineage: Eukaryota; Metazoa; Chordata; Actinopteri; Cypriniformes; Cyprinidae
Exons: 6
Coding region: 1-1563 (520 amino acids)
Source: RefSeq, a predicted model, not a curated record
AUGGAUGUCUUAAUUUGUAGACCGUCCAAAAUCCUCAUUAAGAUUGAAGCCAAAAUCCCUCAGCCCAGCAGCAUCUUCACAACGUACGACAGCUGGAAUUUGAGUAUUAAUCAAUCCAAUAACUGUUCUGAAAAAGAAUCCAGUUGUGCCAAUGGUGAUGCACACGGAGACACUGAGGUUAAUAAAUGUGACCUUGAUGCAAAUGAUCGCCAGAACAUUCAAAACUUUGUUGCUGAUGUGCCAUACCUAGGGUCAUCUGUAGCAUCUGAGACUAACUUUGACAGUCUAGGAAUCAAAUUGCCCACAACAAACUGUAAUACUGAGCCAAGCAUGGAUCAUUCUCCCAUGAUAGCUCCCUCCAAAGUCCCUGUCAGCAUUCAGAAAAAUCAAGAAGCCAGGCCAGAUGAGUGCCUACUGAACCGUGGAAAUCUACAUUCAGUGGAGCCCGGUGAUCUUACAACACAGAGAGAUGGGACUCCAGACACAAAGAAUACUGUUGUGCCUGAGGGCCGCACUCCAGUGGGUGUUGAAUGUAGCACUACAGAAAAGAAGAGGAGGCCGUCCAUGUGCUCACCUCAGCAUUGGGAGGAAUUAAUCACAGAGCAUGGAGAACUUGAAGUUCAGCAGUCUGACAAAUCCUCUUCACGAGGCUUUAGCGCACCAACAACCAAUAUAACGGUAACCACUAUUCACUCCCUGGUUAAUCCUGCCCCUACCACCACUGCAGCCAUAGCAACAGCCAUCCCAGCAUUAAGCAAGGGGGAGGUGGGGGCGAGAGGUGGAUAUUUGCUGCCUCUGGUGAACUCAGAGUUGCUAUCAGAGCCGGCAAGAGUUGACGACAAGGACAAGGUGGCCGCUGACGACGGGUCUCUUGAUGUGGGCGAGGAGGAGGAGGAUGAGUUUGGGACUUUCAUGCAGGCAGGUGGAGAGCAGCUGUGGACGGACGGAUUCAGUGAGGUCCAACAUUUGGCUGAGGAUUGCAACUGUGAGGAACACACAAGUUCUGCUGAUGCAAAUGAACCCGCAUCCUGGGCAUCUGAUUGGACUGCAGUUCAGUCAUUCCAGCAGUCAGAGAGCACAUGGACCGCCUUCAGCCGGGAGACUGUGGAGCAGAAGAUAGUGCCUGGUGGCCAGUGGUGGACUUCUACCGAAAAGCCAAACCUUCCACUCUCUCCUCUCCAUAAUGUGUCAAAUGUGUUUCUAGAGGCCUUUCCCUCUGAGAAGUCCCCCUGUGAAGAUCCUGAAUACAUUCCUACACUAAAGCAGUUUCUGCAAGGACCAGCUGAAAACGGCAAUACAGGGGAGCACAAGGAGCAGAGCUUACUUGAUGGCCUCCAGGAUCUAGACCGGAUGAUUGGUGUGAAAUAUAAGAGGGCGGAGUCUCUUUCCCGUAAAGUUCUCCUUCAGUCACUGCAUUUGGAACGUCCCAGUUCUGAAUGCGUGACCGUUCGUCUGAAGACCAGUGCCAGAUUUUCUCCAAAUCUCCCAACAUCCAACCAGCAGUUAGCUGCAAAUGCUAAGAGAAGACUGUCAUAUGACUUCAACAGAAAUAUUAUGACUUAGUCUCUAUAUCUGCCGAAACAUCUUUGACCUAUGCUUCCUUGAAAACAGGAAAUACAGGGCAGAGGAAAAAUACAUGCUGAAAAACUGAAUAACUGAGUUUCCCUGGAUUGACUUCUAUUCAAGGUUUAUUUAAAGUGUAUUUCUUCUUUCAGUGUCUGUUCUCACUCAGUGUCUGGUAGAUUCUGUUUCUCAUUCAGCUGUGUAUCAAGACACACAAGACCUGUUUAGCCAAAUAUAUGUUUUUCAGUAUUUCAGAAUAUUGGGAUUAAAUUAGGACAAAUAUACUAAAAUUUCAAGUUAAAAAACCCUUUGCCAAAUUGUCUAGUCCAGGUAUAAGGAAUGAAUCUGGUUAUUGGACUGAUUUUGAUAUAACUGAUAUAAUCAGAUAAAAAUAAGUCAAUAUGCAUUUGUGUAUUACUUUCAAUAAUUGCUAUGUUAGUACUAACAUUUGUUAGAAUAAGAUAAUUUUUCUGGAACCAUAGCAAACCAGUUAGUGCACGUUCUCACAGGGAUGUAGAUGCAAAUCUAGGCCUGUCACGUCCUGAUCCACGUCCCAAACUUUCCUUCCUACUGUCUCACAUGAUGUAAAAUUACAUUUUAAAAAAUUAGAUUUUAGGGGGGGAUUAGGAUUCAUUUUUGCUCCCCGCAAGUUCUCCUUUGCCUGAAAACUGUCAAAGCACAUUUCCACAAAAUGUAUUUUCAUACACCACCUCACAGAGAAAUCCAUUUUCUUGUUUCCAUGUCUUUUUCCCCUGUGCUUGAAGUACUAAAUAUAACACUGUAGUGUACCAUUUUUAACCUCUGAUGAAUAGAGACCAUAUUUUCAGAAGUGUUUUAAAAUGAAUGUUAACAUUUUAAAUUGAACCUGCAAGCUUGUUUGUUGAUUGAUGUAAUUAAAACAUCUUUGAAGGACUGAAUGAAGUGGAUAACUGAGAGAUCAACCAUUUAAUGUUUCAUAACUGAGCAGAUGUGCUAAACGCCUAUGACUUAUGAACACAAAAUAUCUUUAGGCACAUUUCAGUUAUGUGCACUAGGGGCAUUUCCUCUGAGGAGGCAAGGGA